Acaromyces ingoldii is the source of this 4088-nucleotide messenger RNA. RefSeq lists its product as hypothetical. Gene Ontology annotation, molecular function: mRNA binding. The transcript has 2 exons. NCBI's taxonomy places the organism in Eukaryota, Fungi, Basidiomycota, Exobasidiomycetes, Exobasidiales, Cryptobasidiaceae. Gene Ontology annotation, biological process: nuclear division. The record is from RefSeq and is a predicted model, not a curated record. Bases 58 to 3972 code for a protein of 1304 amino acids. Gene Ontology annotation, cellular component: cytoplasm; nucleus.
CGUUUGCUCGUCCUUGGUUAUUUUCGCCGUUCUUCGUCGUCCUCUGUCCCCGUCGUCAUGGUCUCCGCCGCUGAGCUUCAGGCCCUGCACCAGCAGCAGCAGCAGCAGCAGCAGCAGGGCAGCUCUGCUGGCCCUACCUCGGACCCCUUUCCGUCCUUGGGAGGUGAUCCCUUUCCUGCUCCUGUGAGCUCUGGUGAUCCCUUUCCGGCUACCAUCGGCUCCUCGGCCGCUGUUGCCCCCAAGGCCAAGGUCUCUUCUGGCGUCAAUGGCAGCAGCCAACCGGACUUCUCUUCGCAAUCGGCUUUUCCCUCGCUUGGCGCCAGCGUUCCUGCAGCCAAGGGUCAGUGGAGCAAGAAACUGUCCGAAGGCGCCUCCAAUGGUGCUGCCGGUCGUGCUGCUGCUGCCCCCGGUUCGGCUUCCAACUGGUCUGGCUCGGCCCCUGUCAUUCAGCGUGCUAUUCACCAGGAGGUCUUCUCGCUCCCUGCCUCGGACGAGCUGCAGUCCCGACUGAGCCAGAUCAUGGGCCGCGUCCAGACCAAGCACCGGUCCGUCAAGAUUGAAGCUUCCACGACUCGCAAGACUGCGACGACGACAUUCGUCGUCAAGGGCCCCAACGAGGCUGCCGUCAAGUCAGCCCGCAAGGAGCUCACCGUCGGUCUUGCUCGCAACGUCUCGCUUACCGUCAUGAUUCCUUCGUCGCUCCGGGCCUUUGUCAUUGGCGCCAAAGGAAAGAAUCUCAAGAACAUCACCGAACAGACUGGCGUUCGCAUCAACAUUCCUCGUCAGGAGGGCGCUGCCGACGCUGAGACUAAUGGACACGCCAAGGCUCACCCUCAUGGCGAGACCGACUACGACAACGAUGAGCAGAUCUCUGUCACCAUCGACGGCGACGAGGUCAAUGCUCGUGAGGCUGCGUCGAUGAUCUCUGCACUCGUGGCUGAGAGAACCUCCAGGACGACGCAGCGUCUCACCCACAUCGAACACAUCUUCUACCCAUUCAUUGCUGGCGCAAAGGGGGCCAACUCGACCCGCCUCGAGACUGAAGUCGGACAGGGCGACGUUAGCGUCAGGAUCCCUCCCCGAGCCGCGUUCCUGCCCCCUCGAGAGGAGGAAGAGAAGGGCGAAGCAAAGCGCGAGCGUGACUUGAGCAUCAUUGUCAGCGGCGACCGCGACCUGGUUGCCCGCGUCGUGCAGGCCAUCGAUGCCGAAGUCGAUGAGAUGAAGAGCUCAUUCCGGACGCUGCAGAUCAGCAUCCCAAAGAGGCAGCAUCGCUUCCUCGUUGGCGAUGCAGCCCAGGAGAUUCUGGGUGCGACGUCCUGCAGCGUCGAGCUGGCCGCCAUCGACGAUCCGUCGGACAGUGUCACGAUCCGUGGACCGCAAGCCAAGCUGCCUCUGGCCCUCACUGCGGCCAUGGACAAGGCCAAUGCCGUUCGCGUCGAAGUCGUCGAUGUGGUGGCUCCUCACCGAUCGUCGGGUGCCAAUGCACUGGACCACGCCAAGCUGCUCCUCAGGUGGAUCAACCUCAGCGGCAAGCUGCCCAAGGCUCCCCAGGUCCAGAUCUACCUUCCUCGACCGGCCAUCGUUGAGUCCACGGGCCUGGCCCAGAUCGAGAUUGUGGGCGCAGACGCCUCGGCCGUCGCCGGAGCACGCGCGCAGCUCGACGCUCUGAUCAAGAGCAUCCCUCCCAGCUUUGUUCAGACGAUGGACAUCGACCCCCUCCUCCACCGUCUGAUUAUUGGCAAGAAGGGCGCCAACCUGCAGCAGUAUGCAAAGAAGGGCGUCGACGUCAUCUUUCCUCCCGCGCCCACUGGCGAUGCCGCGGGUGAGGGUCGUUCGGACGUUGCUCUGAUCUUGUCGGACCCCAGUGUCAUCAAUGCGCUCCCCAAGGAGAAGAAGGCUCGUGACGCAGAGGCCACCAAGAUUCUCGACGAGGUCCGCACGGACAUUGAAAAGGCUGGUGUACAGGCUGCCGACAUGCGCACAGAGACUCUCAAGGUGCCUGCCAAGCUGCACCGCGCCAUCUUGGGAACGGGGGGCACAACCCUCAAUGCCAUCAUCGGCGAGGAGCGCCUCGUCGCCGUCAGGCUUGGGUCCAGCUCGAACAAGGGCCCCGCUAUGGACGAGGACUCCAUUACCGUGAGAGGACCCAGCAACGAAGUGGAGAGAGUGGCCAACGAGCUCCGCAAGGUGGCGCUGGACGCUGAGCAGGACGCCAUCGUCAACGGCCACACUGUCCAGUUCAUGCUCGACUCGGCCCACAUCCCUCACAUUGUUGGCCGCGGCGGCAGCGGAGCAAGCAAGUUGCGCGAGGAACUUGGCGUUCGCAUCGACUUCGGAGACCAGGCUACUGAGGGCGCCAAGAAGCCCUCCAAGGUCAAUGUCGUCAUCGUCGGACGCAAAGAGAAUGCAGAAGAAGCGCAGAAGCGGAUCCUGAACCAGGCCGAGAAGCUGGCCGACGAGACUCAGGUCACGCUCAAGGUGCCUGCCAACCUGCAUGGCUCCAUCAUUGGCCAGGGCGGAAAGUACGUCACGAGGCUGCAGGACAAUUACGGCGUGAGGAUCAACUUCCCCAGCCAGUCUGCCAACGGCGAGGCAAAGCAAAAGGCCGACGAAGUCAUCCUCAAGGGUGGCAAGAAGGGCGUGGAGGCGGCCAAAGCCGAGCUGCUGGAGCUCAUCGAGUACGAAAAGGAGCACAACAACGUGGUCCUCGUCCCUGUCUCGACGAAGAGCAUUGCGAGGAUCAUGGGCAAGGGUGGCGCCAACGUCAACCGGAUCCGCGACGAGACGGAGGCUCAGGUCGACGUCGACAAGGAGAGCGAAGGUGCCGAGACGACGACGAUCAAGCUGCGCGGGACAAAGAAGGCCAUUGCCGCUGCCAAGGCUGAGAUCCUGGCCGUGGCGGCCGAAGUCGAUGCUGAGGCUUCCUUCACCUUGACUAUUCCUGCCAAGUUCCACGCCCAGCUCAUUGGACCCCAGGGCUCCAACCUGCGCGACAUUAUCACGCGUGCUGGCGGCCCCGAAGACGGACGAAGCGCCACGCAGCUGGUGCAGUUCCCAAGGAGGGGAGAUGCGUCCAAUGAUACCGUCACCGUCCGAGGGCCGUCUGCACUGGCCUCGAAAGUCAAGCAGGAGCUCGAGACUGCAGCCAACGAGCUUAGCAGCCGCAUCGUCAUUGGUGUCGUCGUGGCUCAGUCUUCGCAGCGGUCGCUCAUGGGCCGCAUUCGCGAGCUGCAGGCUUCGAGCAACGCUCGCAUUGUUGUCCCAGGCUGGCGAGAGUACAACGAGCUCGAGAUUUCAAAUGCAUCUGAACUCAGCAACGCGGCACCGUCCACGAUUGUCAAGAUUCAGGGCAAGAAAGACGUCUGCGAGGCCCUGGCGAGAGAGAUUUCCGAAGCCUUUGCAUCCAACUCCAAGACGAUCGAGGUACCGAGAGCCGUGGCGGCGAAGCUUGGUACACCUCUCUUGUUCCGCCAGCUGCGCACAGAAAUGGGCGUUUCUGUCGAUGCUCCCAAGUCCAGCGGGGCUAGCAAGGCAAACGGAGCAGGCAGCCGGCCAAGCGUGCUAGCGGACAGUGCACGCAUCGACGCAGCGGAAGACGACGACGAGGCGCUUCCCUUUGAGCUGUCCAAGAUUGAGGCCCUGAACGAUGAGGGGGCCGACAACGUCAAGUGGGUCCUGACGGCCAAGACGGAGUCGGCACUGGACGAGGCGGCCAAGCACAUCGCCGACGAGAUUGCCAAAUACGGCCAGAUGACACACGAGGGAAGGCUCUUUGUUGACCCGUCUGCUGUGCCGCGGAUUGUGGGCAGGGGAGGGCAGGGCCUUCGAGACCACGAGAACGCUUCGGGAGCCAGCAUCGAGAUUCCGAGGGACGGCAAUGGCCUCGUUGUAAUCACUGGCACGGAGAAGGCCGUGCUUGAUGCAAGGCAACGCAUCCAAAAGGUCGCCCAGGGUGGCGGAAGGAGGGAUUAGUUAUCUACACUAUCAUCACUUGUUCUAUGAACGAAAAAGAAAAAGGGGGAAAGGAGCGCUUUUCUUCCCUGUCAUGGUCUCUUGCUCAUCAAUCUAUCGAAUUUCAUCAUUAUGGG